CGGAAUCGACCCUCGAGGAGGGGACUGAGCCUCCCAAGGCCAGGCCCCGUACUCUCAUAGUCACAGAGGCCUCUCCGGAUCCCGGUGCCUGUGGCAGAGCGGCCCGCGGAGAACCCGGGCUCUCGAGCCGCGUCGCGCCGUCGGGGCAGCGCGCGCCAUGGCCGGCUGCUGCUGCCUGUCCGCGGAGGAGAAGGAGUCGCAGCGCAUCAGCGCCGAGAUCGAGCGGCAGCUCCGCCGGGACAAGAAGGACGCGCGCCGAGAGUUCAAACUGCUGCUGCUGGGAACCGGUGAAAGUGGCAAAAGCACCUUUAUCAAGCAAAUGAGGAUCAUCCAUGGGUCUGGCUACAGCGAUGAAGACAGGAAGGGCUUCACAAAGCUGGUUUACCAAAACAUAUUCACCGCCAUGCAAUCCAUGAUCAGAGCCAUGGACACCCUGAGGAUACAGUAUGUGUGUGAGCAGAAUAAGGAAAAUGCGCAGCUCAUCCGAGAAGUGGAAGUGGACAAGGUCUGUGCGCUCUCCGGGGACCAGGUGGAGGCCAUCAAGCAGCUGUGGCAGGACCCGGGCAUCCAGGAGUGUUACGACAGGAGGAGGGAGUAUCAGCUGUCGGACUCCGCCAAGUAUUACCUGACCGACAUUGACCGGAUCGCAAUGCCGUCCUUCGUGCCAACCCAGCAGGACGUGCUUCGUGUCCGAGUGCCCACGACCGGCAUCAUCGAGUAUCCGUUUGACUUGGAAAACAUCAUCUUUCGGAUGGUAGAUGUUGGUGGCCAGCGAUCCGAAAGACGGAAAUGGAUUCAUUGCUUUGAGAGCGUCACCUCCAUUAUUUUUUUGGUUGCUCUGAGUGAAUAUGACCAGGUCCUGGCUGAGUGUGACAAUGAGAACCGCAUGGAAGAGAGCAAAGCCUUAUUUAAAACCAUCAUUACCUACCCCUGGUUUCUGAACUCAUCCGUGAUUUUGUUCUUGAAUAAGAAGGAUCUUUUGGAAGAGAAAAUCAUGUACUCUCAUCUAAUUAGCUACUUUCCCGAGUACACAGGCCCCAAGCAGGAUGUCAAAGCUGCCAGAGACUUUAUCCUGAAGCUUUACCAAGAUCAGAAUCCUGACAAAGAGAAGGUCAUCUACUCUCACUUCACGUGCGCGACGGACACGGAGAAUAUCCGCUUUGUGUUCGCUGCUGUGAAGGAUACGAUUCUCCAGCUCAACCUGAGGGAAUUCAACCUGGUUUGAGAGCUGCUGUGCACCCGCCUCCGUUCCAGGCUGGGCGAGCUCCUCCCCUGUUAUCUGCAAGUGUUUGUGACGUCGCCCACCCCCGGCAGCACCGAGCCCGUCAUGCAGGCCAUGGGACAGGUGACGGACCUUAGAUAUUUGAGUUGAGCAAACCUUUUCGAAGUCUUCAUUCCUACAUUGUUUUUAUAUUUCUUUCCUCGACUUUUGGCUCUAAGAUUUUGUGUAAGUUUUGAAUUGGAUAUUUUAUAGAAUUUUUAAAAGCCACUGUGAUUUAUGUUCUUUUUUUAAGUUAAAGUGUGUUUAAUAAUAGCCAUUAACGCAUCAUGUAACAGAGGGGUCUGUUAGUUUAUAGAUCAUACAUUGAGACCUCUAGGAUGAGUUUCGGUGAUAUUUUUAAAAAAGAAAAUGAGUUUGAGGCUUUUUAUUAAAUCUUGUAAUUUUGAGAUUUUAAAUUGAGUGUUUUUCUCUCUUCAUGCUGAAGUAUACAUUUAAUGUGUCAUCAAAGAUUUUUUUUAAUACUUUUUUUUGUGUUAAAUAUUUCUAAGCCAAAUUAAUGAGUCUAUUAUAUCCAACUUGGUUUUGCCAUAAUUUGAUCACCAUGCCGCCAAAGCUGACAUAAAUGGGCUCUAGAUAGCAUAUAUGUUGUAAAAAAUGUGUGUGUGUACGCAUAUAUGACCAAGUCUUGCAAACUUAUGAAAUGGCUAAAAGCCUAAACUGUUUUACAAAUGUAAUUACCCCUGCCAAAGUUCUGAUGGCCACCAGUUUUGCUGUUUGAACCAAUGUAUGCUGUGCCUUUCUGAGGAGGCUAAGAAUAUACCAUUCUGCCAUUAGCAUUGAA
Messenger RNA from Hyaena hyaena (striped hyena), 2063 nucleotides. RefSeq names its product G protein subunit alpha 14 (gene GNA14). The record is from RefSeq and is a predicted model, not a curated record. Gene Ontology annotation, molecular function: G-protein beta/gamma-subunit complex binding; G protein-coupled receptor binding; guanyl nucleotide binding. Gene Ontology annotation, biological process: adenylate cyclase-modulating G protein-coupled receptor signaling pathway; phospholipase C-activating dopamine receptor signaling pathway; action potential. Bases 158 to 1225 code for a protein of 355 amino acids. The transcript is spliced from 7 exons. NCBI's taxonomy places the organism in Eukaryota, Metazoa, Chordata, Mammalia, Carnivora, Hyaenidae. Gene Ontology annotation, cellular component: heterotrimeric G-protein complex.